This is a messenger RNA of Adineta ricciae, 948 nucleotides long. The record is from the annotation of a GenBank genome assembly. Lineage: Eukaryota; Metazoa; Rotifera; Eurotatoria; Adinetida; Adinetidae.
AUGGCUUCAAAAUCGUCAAGCAAUGGUUUUCGACUUGAGGUACUCAAGGCACGUGGAAAUGGCGUGGUCACAACAAUUGAAAAUAUUUCAGCGAAUGCAACAAUUGCUGAAUUAAAAAAGCAAGUUGCUCAACUAAAACCCAAACUUUAUCCUGAUCGUCAAUCCUAUCGAGCUGAAGCGACCGGAAAAUCGGUCAAAGAUUCGCAGAAACUUUCCGAAUUGAAUGUCGAUAAAACCGGUAAAAUCUAUUUCAAAGACUUGGGACCACAAAUCGGAUGGAGCACGGUGUUUAUGGCUGAAUACGCCGGUCCAUUGGUCAUCUAUCUAUUGUUUUACAUUCGCCCAAGCAUUAUUUAUGGCUCAGCAGCAAGUUCGAAGCCAAUACAUUUAGCAGCUCAUUUGGGUGCAGCCUGUUGGACAUUCCACUACGCUAAACGUGUUUUAGAAACGAUCUUCGUGCAUCGAUUUUCGCAUGCAACCAUGCCAAUUUUCAAUUUGUUCAAAAAUUGCAGUUAUUAUUGGGGAUUUACUGCAUUUGUUUCAUACUUCGUCAAUCAUCCAAAAUACACUCCACCAUCGUUUGGCUAUGCACAAAUAUAUUUAGGCUUAGCUAUUUUCCUCUUGAGUGAGCUCGGUAAUUUGUCAAUCCAUUUACUUCUUCGUGAUCUUCGUCCACCUGGUACAACUGAACGUCGUAUUCCAUAUCCAAACAAGACAAAUCCCUUUACACAAUUAUUUCAUUUCGUUUCAUGUCCAAAUUAUACGUAUGAAAUUGGUUCAUGGUUAGGUUUUUCGUUAAUGACACAAACAUUAACUGCAUUUUUAUUUGCCAUUGCUGGAGCAGGACAAAUGACCCUUUGGGCACUAGGAAAACAUCGUGCUUACAAGAAGGAAUUUACUGACAAAUAUCCAAAACAACGUAAAUCGAUCAUUCCAUUCUUAAUUUAA